AUGCGUGUUGCCGCCAUCUUCCUGGCCGUCGGCCUGGCUGUCGCAUUGGAGAACGGACUUGCACGAACUCCGCAGCUGGGAUGGAACACUUGGAAUUCAUUCGCCUGUAGCAUGAAUGAGACUGUUAUAUUGGAUGCAGCUGAAAGAAUCGUCGAGCUGGGCUUCAAGGAUCUCGGGUACAACUAUGUCGUGCUUGACGAUUGCUGGUCCGCCGGUCGAAACUCUUCUGGUUACCUUGUUCCAGACAAACAGAAAUUCCCCAAUGGAAUAGCCGACGUGGCCAACAAGAUCCAUGACAUGGGAUUGAAGAUCGGAAUCUAUUCUAGUGCAGGUACUUUGACUUGCGCGCGCUACGCGGGCUCCUUAGGCUACGAAGAAAAAGAUGCAGCUGUUUGGGCCAGCUGGGGGAUCGACUAUCUGAAAUAUGACAAUUGCUACAACCAAGGCGAAGAGGGAACGCCCAAGCUCUCUUAUGAUCGGUACAAUGCCAUGAGUAAAGCUUUGAACGCCACCGGUCGGCCGAUCCUCUAUUCAUUGUGCAACUGGGGAUCUGACGGACCGUGGAACUUCGCCCCAACUAUCGCCAAUUCUUGGCGCACUAGUGGUGAUCUGUUCAACGUUUGGGAUCGUGAGGAUGUAAACUGCCCUUGCGCCGAAUUGGACGGCCUUGAUUGCAAGCUUCCGGGAUAUCACUGCUCAGUCAUGAAUGUUAUCAACAAGGCUGUAUACUAUCCGUCCAAGGCAUAUGCUGGCGCAUGGAAUGAUCUCGAUAUGCUUCAGGUCGGAAAUGGGGGCCUCUCAGAGGACGAAGCCAUCUCGCACUUCAGCCUAUGGGCAGCGUUCAAGUCACCAUUGCUGAUGACGAACGUGAUGACCAAAAUCGACCCUUCAACCCUUUCCAUUUUACAGAAUACCGCUGUACUAGCUGUUUCCCAGGACCCUAAGGGGUCGAGCGCCGUGCGCAUAUGGCGUUACUUUGUUGACGACGGAGAGAUUCAGAUGUAUAGCGGUCCCUUGAGCGGGGGUGACCAAGUAGUUCUGCUUCUGAACGGUGGCUCGACAGCCCGCGACAUGAACGCCACUCUGGCUGAUAUUUUUUGGGCGGAUGGCCCUGAAGGUACUGCAGCUCAGGCGCAAAGCAGCUGGGAUGUAUACGAUCUAUGGGCUGGGCGAAUGAGCAAUGCUACCGCAAAUGCGAUUAUUCAAACUGGAGAGAAUGCUACCCGGCCGAUCAACAUGACUUCUCAGGGUGGAGCAGAUAAGGUCUACUCGCAAGUACCACUGCCCAAUUCCAAGGCCCUCAUGGGCUCGAAGGUUGGCAGUGUCAAGAAUGGUGGAAGCGUGACCGCACAUGUGCGGCCUCAUGGGGUCGCUAUGCUACGCCUGCGGGAGCUCAAGUCCAAUGACGAGUUGUGA
Messenger RNA from Penicillium canariense, 1416 nucleotides. RefSeq names its product glycoside hydrolase family 27 protein. The transcript is spliced from 4 exons. NCBI's taxonomy places the organism in Eukaryota, Fungi, Ascomycota, Eurotiomycetes, Eurotiales, Aspergillaceae. Gene Ontology annotation, biological process: carbohydrate metabolic process. The coding region runs from base 1 to 1416 and encodes 471 amino acids. Gene Ontology annotation, molecular function: alpha-galactosidase activity. The record is from RefSeq and is a predicted model, not a curated record.